AUGGUUGAAGUGAGACAGUAUCACCUCUCUCCCACGGAUCUCAUCCCCAACUCGCCAAGACCACUACUCCACUACAAGAAUGUUCUAGCCAAGGCCAACAACGCACAUUGCGACCCAGUCGACGUGUGGGACAUGUUCACAAAGAACGAAUGGAACGUUCACUGGAUUUUCCGCUACAGUCCCACUCAAAUAUCUCACUACCACUCCCAGGCGCACGAAUGUAUGGCCGUGCUCUCAGGCACUGCCAGUAUCCGUUUCGGUGUCGCGGAUACCUCACCGGAUAUGGAUGAGAAUACACACGGUUCUGCCUGGGAGGAAGGUGGUGUUCUACUAGAGGCGGAAGCUGGCGACGUUUUUGUUAUACCAGCUGGCGUGGCACAUAAGACACACAAUACGAAGCCCGAAGCCGAGUUUGCACUGUUGUCGCCGGGAACAGGACACGGUAUCAAACGAGAGGAUAAGAAAGCCUUGUCUGAGAUUACUCUGGACGGGUUCACUAUGAUGGGGGCUUACAGCGGGGGUGACUGGGACUUUGUUGCAACCGGGGGUGAUUAUGAAAAGGUGUGGUCUGUGCCGAAGCCAAAGUACGAUCCAGUGUUUGGGCCUUCGGAACAGGGACUUUGCAAGACAUGGCGUGGAGGUGACACUGAGCCUAAGGCUCAUCUCUAG
Messenger RNA from Aspergillus nomiae NRRL 13137, 669 nucleotides. Its product is annotated as cupin domain-containing protein. The transcript has a single exon. NCBI's taxonomy places the organism in Eukaryota, Fungi, Ascomycota, Eurotiomycetes, Eurotiales, Aspergillaceae. The record is from RefSeq and is a predicted model, not a curated record. Bases 1 to 669 code for a protein of 222 amino acids.